Talaromyces atroroseus is the source of this 444-nucleotide messenger RNA. RefSeq lists its product as hypothetical. The transcript is spliced from 2 exons. The record is from RefSeq and is a predicted model, not a curated record. NCBI's taxonomy places the organism in Eukaryota, Fungi, Ascomycota, Eurotiomycetes, Eurotiales, Trichocomaceae. The coding region runs from base 1 to 444 and encodes 147 amino acids.
AUGGUUCAUGGACGCAUGCUUGCUGGGAACAUCAACAACUGGACCAAGUUCUUUCGGCAAGCAUUCGGACAAUCGAAACCGGGGGGUUGGCUUGAAAUGAACGAGUUUGAGAGCAAGUUCUACUUAGGAAAUGACCAAGAAUCAGUGCAACUCAAUAUGCUGGUGAAGGUUUUCAAUGACGCGAGCGCGAAGUUUGCUAUGCGAGACGCUGGGUUUGAGGAUGUUGAAGACCCGAAUCUGAGAGAUCUGGGAGAAAUCGUCCACCGCGCUGCACUGGAGUCAGUGGAGUCUUACAUCCUCGCUCUUGGCUCGCGUAUAUUAGAAAAAAAAGCCGAAUCAAUCGGAGACAUUGUCAAGACUACCAAGAAUGAACUUAACAAUGACGAGUAUUGCCUCUACGUGCAUGCGCAUUGUAUAUGUGGACGGAGACCAAAAUACAAUUAG